Molecule: messenger RNA, 14589 nt
Organism: Hypanus sabinus (Atlantic stingray)
Lineage: Eukaryota; Metazoa; Chordata; Chondrichthyes; Myliobatiformes; Dasyatidae
Gene: spred3
Product: sprouty related EVH1 domain containing 3
Exons: 6
Coding region: 185-1819 (544 amino acids)
Biological process (GO): multicellular organism development; negative regulation of MAPK cascade
Cellular component (GO): membrane
Molecular function (GO): protein kinase binding
Source: RefSeq, a predicted model, not a curated record
UACAUUAGGAAGUCUGGUGUGGGUACAAAAUUACAUGGGAGAACUCCCACCUGAUCGUGGCUUUGCACCUGCCUGUAGCUGACACCUCAUUCUGAAUUCCGUUACUGAGUUCCCUCGUACUACCUCAGUGCACCGAUGUGAUGAAAUCAUCCGUGUGGACGCUUUGUACGCGACCUCCGUGCAUAUGACAACGACACACAAACUCACCAAUUUAAACGGCGCCAAGGACGAACAGCGGAUUCCAGGAUUCCAGCGGAUUUCAAGGUCCGUGAACGUGGCCACACAGGUAGAUUGGACGGUGAAGAAGGCAGGUUGCCGACUUGGUAAGGCGCAGAACAUACAAAGUACAUUCUUUAUUUAUUGUACUAUAUGCAACCCUGGGAUGUGUCUCCUUACAGGCAGAACAAAGAAACGCAGUAGAGCUCUGGUGAGACCGCACUUAGAGUAUUGUGUUCAGUUCUGGUCACCUCGUUAUCGGAAGGAUGUGCAAGCUAUGGAGAGGGUGCAGAGGAGAUUCACCAGGACGUUGCCUGGUUUGGAGAACAAGUCACGUGAAGCAAGUUACGUGGUCCGAGUUCGAGCAGUAGUGAUGACCCGUGACGACUCCAGCGGAGGAUGGGUGCCCCUGGGUGGAGCAGGCCUCAGCCACGUCACCAUUGGUCGGGCGGUGAGGUCGGACGCCAGUGGCCAGGGCGGCUUCCUGAUCCGCGGUGAGCGCCUCCGUGACCAGGCGGUGAUCCUGGAAUGCCGCCUCAGGAGGGACCUUGUCUACAACAAGGUGAACCCCAUCUUCCACCACUGGAAAGUGGACGAGGACAAAUUCGGCCUCACGUUCCAGAGCCCCGCCGAUGCAGUCAGCUUUGAGAGGAGCGUUGAGAGCGCCAUCGAGGAACUGGCCGAAGGGUCUCUGACCUCUUCCUCGCCGAGUCAGGGAGGAGCUGACGUCGCUGAGGACACGACUGCCGCACACACGGACAGCGAGUCGUCGUCCAACAGCAGGAAGGAGAUGCUCCCGAAACACAUCACCAUUGUCACCAGCGAAUCGUCCUCCAGCUGCUACAUCAGGUCCCCGGUCUCCGAUGAAUUCUGGCUCAGCCACGCCGAGGCAGACACGCCACACGGCCAGGUCCCCGGCAGGACGCCCCGGCCCGACGAGGAGGAGGAGCUGGAGGCCAUCAACCCGUGCAAGGAGCCGUGGGUGGCCAAGGGCUACGAGGACUACCGCAGGGCCGCCCUGCACGGCGCCCCGGGCGAGCGGGACAAGCCGGAGCUGAGCGUGCACUUCGCCAAGGGCGAGGCGGGGGAGGGCGCCGGCGGCCUGGCCGAGCGCCCGGCCUGUCGGGAACCGCGGGGCUCGCCGGCCUGUCGGGUCCGCGGGGCCGCCGCGGCCGCCGCCUCGCCCUGCCUGAAGAAAGCGGGCGCCUCGGCCUCGGCCUCGGCCGCCGCCGCCGCCGCCGCCGCCGAGGAGGACGCCGCCCCGUCGCGCUGCGUCUACUGCCGCGGCGUGUUCCGCGACCGGGAGAACGGGCGGGGCCGCUGCCAGGACGCGCCCGACCCCGGGCAGCGCUGCGUGCACCAGCUGAGCUGCAUGUGGUGCGCCGAGAGCCUGCUCUACCACUGCAUGGCCGACUCGGAGGGCGACUACUCGGACCCCUGCUCCUGCGACACCAGCAGCCGCCACUUCUGCGCCCGCUGGCUGGCGCUGGCCGCCCUCUCCCUCCUCGCCCCCUGCAUGUGCUGCUACCUCCCGCUGCAGGCCUGCCACCGCUGCGGCGAGCGCUGGGGCUGCUGCGGGGGCAAACACAAGGCCGUGCGCUGAGCGGCCGCCCGGGCAGAGCGGGCUCCAACAAGGCGAAGCGAAGCGAGGCGGGCGCUUUGGGCGGCGGCGGCCGCCGCCCCGCGGAAACGUCUGGACGGCUGCGUGGCGGAGUCUGAGGCUGUGCGUCUGUCUCACCUCAGCCAGUCUUUACUGACCCGGGCACCGGAGAGGGCAGCGUUGGUUUGACUGCACCCCUCGUCCAUGGGACACCGGGGGCUAACUUUAGAAGUCAGUCUGUCUUGUGUGAUGCACUUAAAUAAGGUGGUACCUUGUCAUUAGAAGUCAGUUCCCCCCUCACAAACUGACCCCUACCCACCCAGGGUCCGACUGAUGGGCCAGCGUCAGAAUCUGAUUUAAUCCUUGAUUUGUACCUGGUGAAAUUAUUCUAAUGGAUAGCCCGGUUUUGGGAGGUCCUGGUUUCCUCCACUGCUACAGUAACGCGGUUGCCCCUGAGCUCCGGGAAGAGUUCUGUGGAAUCCUUUUCCUCGUUUAUAUACUUGCGGUUCAUCUAUCUUUGUACAGCAGAUCAGUGUGGGCAACAGUGUUCCCUUGUCCAGUGGUUUGGGUCCCGCUCCAGGGACGCGGGCUCUCUCCCAUUGUACAUACCCACCACCUGGCCCGCCUCUUGCAUGAAGGUGCUUUAUCUCGGUCUCCCUCCCUCCCUCCGGCAGGCACGCCUACCUCUCCGCCUUCCCCCCCCCCCUUCACACGUGCCCUAAGGUCUGCCCCCUCGUCCCGACCUGACACACAGCUGCAAUCGAAGACCGGCGUGCAAGCUCAAUAGUCCCUCCCCUCGUCCCACCCACUUUACACCGUGGUCCGCGUGGCGGAUUUCCGCAGUGGCCAGAACUGUUCAACUUUCGCUGGAAGUGACGGUGUGGGAUGGUGAAUGUACCCUUCUUGCUCCUCGCCCACACUCAGUAUCAAAUUUAAUACCACAGUAGGAUUUGCUGUUUUGAGGCAGCAGUUAAAAAAUAUAAAUUACAAUAAUAAAUAUGUGUAUAUAUAUAUAAUUAAAUAAGUAAUGCAAAGAGAGCGAAAAACCAUUGGGGUCGUUCACAUGGGGUUCAACCUUCGCCCAUUCCUUGUGAGGUGGCAUACAUUGGGAUCUAACUCUACCCCUUCUUUGUGAGGUAGUAUGAUUGGAUUCAAUCAGUCUGCCAUCUUGGAUGGACCUCAAAAGGUCCUCUCCACUGCCUGGCCACCGAGGGCUGUGGGGAGAGGAGAGGAGGGGAGGGAGGGGCAGAUUUGGGAUCGAUAGGGCUGCUGUGUGAAAGUCGGGUGCAAACUGGGAUAGACUGAAUGGCCUGCUCAGGGUUGGGUGAUGCUUUUCCCCAGUUGCAGUGGGCUACAGAGGCAGCGUGAUCCAGAUGUGGGGCAUUUGGGGAUAGCUUGUGGGACUGUAGAAGGGAUCUUUUUGAUUUGUCUUCGUGGGUUGGUCAAGACGAAACUAGUGGUUUCCCGGUGUGAUUGGUGAUGGGUGGCUGCUUAUAAUGUGCAACUGUUUUGAACCUGAUCUGCACCUGUACCUCCACUGCAAGGCUCCCCAAAUUUGUUAUGGCAUGAACCCCGACCAUUAACCGAGGGGUCCGCGGACCCCACUUGAGUAGGAGGUCCCAACCUGGGUCCAUGGACCCAUUGGUCCGUGGCAUAAGAAGGGCUGGGAAACUGCUCUACUGACUGGACUGGCAGUGUGGGGCAGGAAUCCAUAGGUACUUGUGACUGCUUGGACAAACCUGGGGAAAUGGACAGCUUUUUAUCACCCCCCCCCACCUCCCACAGUUGUUUUAGCAUCAGUAAUGGAGUAAUAUCUGUAGUGUUGCACACAUUCUGUAGAUGUGAGGGUUUGUACUAAUCACCUUUCACUUAAUUCCAUCACAUUUGGGCCAAACAAUAGUCAAAUUUCUCUUUUUUUCAACUUGCUUCCCUUUAUCCCGAUUACUAACAGUUAGACUGAGCAUUCUCACACCUAGGUUAAUUUUCAGUUAAUAUUUAUAUUAAUAUUUCACUUGUGUUCUUAACAUAAGAUCUCGGAGCAGAAUAAGGCCAUUUACCCCAUCGAGUCCGAUCUGUCAUUCCAUCAUGGUUGAUCCAUUUUCCCCUCUCAGCCCCAAUCUCCUGCCCUUUCCCUGUAACCCUUCCUGCCCUGACUAAUCAAGAACCUAUCAGCUCCGCCUUAAAUCUACCCAAUGACUUGGCCUCCACAGUUUCACCACUCUCUGGCUAAAGAAAUUCUUCCUCACCUCAUCUUCUAAACGGACCUCCUUCCACUGCUCAGUGUUGUUAAUCUGUUAAUAGCACUCGGUAUUUGAUAGUAACACCAUUAAUAUUCAGUAUGAAUCUUUGCUAAACUUACUAAUCUUACAAAUAAUAUUUGGUAAUAGCAAUCUGCUUAACAGUUCUCAGUAUUAAUGCUUGUUUUCAAAGUGGGGCCAAGUAGUUGAGAAUAUGUCAAAGAUGAUUCUCACUUCCAAAAUAGAAUAAUAUUUGGAAUUCACUAAUAUUUAAUAGAGCUUUUAUAUUAAUAUUUGACCAUAAUAUUCUGUACUAAAUCAAUUUUAAUACUCGGUUUGAGUACUCUGGGCUGACUGUCCUUCCCCACGGGAAAAGUGCACAAUUCCUCACCGAGGAACGCUACUAAACUGAAAUUAUGCUUUCCCUCUCUCUCUCUCGUGUGAAAAGACAUUGACCUAGAAUCCCCUAGAAGCUUCCAGAAUGAGAGCCAGACCACAGAGAUGAGAUGCUACCUUAGUUGUGAUGGCUUCUCUCCAUGGAUGGAGAAUAAAGACCCCAGUGCUGAUGGUUGAGGCUCCUCUGAAGUGAUGUGCCCCAAAGGGAUAGUAUCCCCGCUGGAUUAAUUGGGUAACGGUUACGGGAGGGACGGGGUUACAUUGCUCCCUGUGGCAGUGAAAGAUGUUUCAGGUGCCAGAGCACCAACAGCCAUUCUUAGAGUUGGUCUUCAGCUGAGAGUUUGGGACUCGCCCACUGAGGGAUGGAACUAAUACAUGUGUCCAGAGAGCUCUGCUUGUCCUCUAGGAGACCAGAUCAGGGUGUUGUUGGCUACUAAGGUGAUGGGCUUGUGUUGCACCCACACCUGCAUACAAACAUGCACCCUCAAACAUACUGGUCACUGUUCCCAAUGGCUAAAUCACCAACACUGAUCUGAUAUCACCAUCCACCUGGUCACCCUUAACCCAAACCCCACCCAACGUUCAUCCCCCACCCAAUACCCUGUCACCCACACAUCACCCAUCACCCAACCCAACACCCAUCACCCAACCACCUCAUCAGCCACCCAACACUCCAUCACCCAUCCAAAAUCCAUCCCCCACUUGUCACCCACCCAACACCCAUCCCCCAACCACCUCAUCAGUCACCCAACACCCAUCCCCCAACCACCUCAUCACCCACCCAACACCCAUCCCCCAACCACCUCAUCAGCCACCCAACACCCAUCCCCCAACCACCUCGUCAUCCACCUGACCUGUCACAUACCCAAUACCCAUACCUCACCCAAACCUCAUACAUCGUCAGGCCUCAUACAUGCCUUUACCCCCCCCCCCACACACACACACAUCACACACACUGACACUCCUGUCCACGCACCUACGCACACAACAUACAAAACACUCUCUCACACACACAUACACCCACCCACACCCUCAUGCACACCUACAUGCUCACGUACACACCUUCAUACUUAUAUGCUCACCUCACGUACACACACACUCACCAUUGAGAUUUGGCAAUUCCAUGACAGACACACCAUCACUCUGACUCCCCCAACCCCUCUGGCACACCCCAACCCCUCUUUGACCCACUCCACACGCACAGCCCGUGUUCAUGGACCAGGCCCACCAUUACUGACUGACCCUUGACAUUGACCCAGACCAGAAUAAAGGACCAGAGCCCGUUGAUAAGAUCGCUAUCAAACUGUCCCAUCACCAGUGACCCUUUUACCACUAAUCUGCUCAUCACCAACACAGGGGUCCACCCUAUCUCUGAUCAAUGUCACUGUCCUGUCCCACCACAACUGUCCAGCAGAGAUCUUCACCGACACCAGAACAGACAUCUCCACACAUCCAUUACCAACUAGCAGACCAUCACUGUAUCCACCAUCACCAAUAACAUCACAGUCACCAUCAACAUCAUCAUUGUCACCAUUACUAUCACCAUCAUCAUCAACAUCACAGUCACUAUCAACAUCAUCAUUGUCACCAUUACUAUCACCAUCAUCAUCAACAUCACAGUCACCGUCAACAUCAUCAUUACCAUAUAACAAUUACAGCAUGGAAACAGGCCAUCUCGGCCCUUCUUGUCCAUGCAGAAUGCUUACUCUCACCUAGUCCCACCUACCUGCACUCAGCCCAUAACCCUCCCUUCCUUUCCUGUCCAUAUACCCAUCCAAUUUUACUUUAUACCGAACCUGCCUCUACCACUUCUACUGGAAACUCGUUCCACACAGCUACCACUCUGAGUAAAGAAGUUCCCCCUCCUGUUACCCCUAAACUCUCAACUCAUGUCCUCUUGUUUGAAUCUCCCCUACUCUCAAUGGAAAAAGCCUAUCCACGUCAACUCUAUCUAACCCCCUCAUAAUUUUAAAUACCUCUAUCAAGUCCCCCCUCAACCUUCUACACUCCAAAGAAUAAAGACCUAACUUGUUCAACCUUUCUCUGUAACUUUGGUGCUGAAACCCAGGUAACAUUCUAGUAAAUCUCCUCUGUGAUUACAACGCCAUCACCAUCAUCAUUAUCAUCACCGUCACCAUCACCCUUAUCAUCACAGUCACCAUCACUGUCUCUUGUCACUGUCAUUGUCACCAUCAUCAUUAUCAUCAUCAUCAUUACCAUGACCCUCAUCCUCACCAUCACCUUCAACAUCACUGUCAUCGACAUAACCAUCUUCGUCAACGUCACCAUCAACAUCAUCACUGUUACUGUCAUCAUCGCCAUCUUCGUCACCAUCUUCACUAUUACAGUUACUGUCAUGGUGACUGUAACCAUCGUCAUCACUGGCACCAUCACCGUCUCUUGUCACUGUCAUUGUCACCAUCAUCAUUAUCAUCAUUACCAUGACCCUCAUCAUCACCAUCACCUUCAACAUCACUGUCAUCGACAUCACCAUCUUCGUCAACGUCACCAUCAACAUCAUCAUCACUGUUACCGUCAUCAUCGCCAUCUUCGUCACCAUCUUCACCAUUACAGUUACUGUCAUCGUCACCAUCAUCAUCACUGGCACCAUCACCAUCAAUAUCACUGUCACCGACAUCACCAUCAUCAUCACUGUCACUUUCAACAUCACCAUCACCGUAAUCAUCACCAUCAUCAUUGUCAUUGUCACCACCAACCUUCAACAUCACCAUCACCCGCACUGUUAUCAUCACCAACUAUGCUACCAUCACAAUCACCAUCAACGUCAUUGUUACCAGCACUGUCAACAUCACCAUCACCAUUACAGUCACUGUAAUCAUCACCAUCACCGUAUCUGUCACUAUCAUCAUCAUCAACAUCACUGUCUUCGUCACCGUAUCUGUCAUUGUCAUCUUCAUCACCAUAUCUGUCACCAUCAACACCACUAUCACGUCACUGCCACAGUCACCGUCAUCAUCCUGUCACUGCCACCAUCAUCAAUGCCAUCACCAUAUCUGUCCCUGUCAUCUCCAUCUUCGUCACCAUAUCUGUCAUCGUCACCGACAUCCUUAUCACUAUCACAGUCAUCAUCACCAUCAUUACCUCCGUCACAGUCAACAUCACUGUUAUCAUCACAGUCACCAUCAUCAUCCUAUCACUACCACUGCCACCAUCUCCAUCACCUUCAUCAUUAGUCACCAUCACUGUCAUCAUCAAUGUCAACAUCUCCAUCAGCUCAAGAUCACCAACACCAUCACCAUAACGAUCACAGUCUCCACCACUGUCACCAUGACCAACACCGUCGUCAUCACCAUCACCACUCCACUGUUACAAUCCCCAUUACCAUCACUCCAUUGUUCUUCACCAAUUCUCCAUCAUCACUGUCCUCCGGUCACUGACCUACCCUACCAAUGUCAAGACACAAACUCCACCCACCAUCACUGACUCACUAUUCCCAACUCCCCCCUCACUACUCUCCCUUUACUGAUCUGGCACACUGUCACUAACUGACCAACGUUGUUCCAACACUGACGGCUUCCAUCAUCCUCAUCCACCUUUUACAUCUGGCAUUUCACACAUCAACAACUUCACCAAAAAAUCUAUUGGUUGGGCCAUCGUCAAACACCAAUCCUUUCAUCACUGAUUGAUUAUCACCACCCAGACAAACCAUCAUUGAUCUCCAUCCCCACCUGUUGGCCCAUCUUCAUCAGCCAGUCCCACUGCAUAAUGACCUGUCAACACUAACUGGCCCAUCCUCACCAAUUUACCUACCAGAAGCACCAUGACCAACACAUCUCUACCAACUGCCCAAUUGUCACACGAACACAACCAGUAGGGAAAGCAACAGGCUGGUAGGCAGAGAGGGUUACAGCAUCGGGUCAGGUCAUUUGACCCAGCAGGUCCACACCAACCAAUGGGCACCUCUCUAUAUUAAUCCGAUCUUCCAGCACUUCGUCUUCAGCCUCAGUGAUCUGAAGUAUUUGUCUAGACACUUCUGAAGCACUGCCAGAAAAACUUUCCACCACUUUCUGCGUUUUCUUCUCCAACUGGAUAAUUUCUCUAAAAAACUUUUUCUACAUUCUCAAACUUCCCACCAAUAACACUUGGAAAGCUCCCAAGAAUUACAAAGUGCAAUUUUUUGUUACCUCCUUCUCCCUCCCAGCUUCUUAUCGAUUAUGGCAGGGUCCGGGCGAUUAAUCUAAGAUCCCUGGCAAUAUUUUGAGUGCCGUGGACACUGGCAGGCAGGGCUCUCAACGUGCUCUCCCUUCAUCAGAAAUGGGUUGACGUCCUACCUCACAUACUCUGCACGGCGCAUCACAAUUAGUCUUUCUACAGAAAUAAUUGAGUUCAUAUUUUUUUCUGACAUGCUCGUGCUCUUUUGACGGUGUCGACUGAGAGACCAGCAGCAAGGCUCCAUGUCAGCCGGUUAGCUUCGUGCUACAGCAGUGGGAAAGGGUUAGUUUUAUGCGAAGGCAAGGAAAUGGCCCGACCAGCAUCUGUUCCUCAACCAGCAGCAGCCUGGCCGCAAGAAAAACCUACCUGCGAUCCUGUUGGGCACCAAAUGGGCUGCUGCGUUUAACACAAUAACAACUAAACACUUAGGUAAACAACUAAACCCAAGUCCCUUUCUGCCUCUCUCCCCUUUCAACUUUCUACUUCUUUAUCUCUACAGUUCUUUCAUGCUUAUCCCCUCCCCCUCUCCCUAUAGCUUUCCUCUGAUUGGUUUUCCACCUGACGCCUCUAGGCCCUACCCCCUCUCCUAUCUCUAUUACUGGGCUUCGGCCCUCUCUUCCCCCCCCCCCCUAUUCCUGAUGAAGGGUCUCGGCCCGAAAUGUUGGCUACUCUUUUCUCACGGAUGCUGCCUGGCCUGCUGAGUUCUUCCAGCGUUGUGUGCGUAUUCUUUGAUCCACAGCAUCUGCAGUUGUAUAUUUGUGUUUAGGUAGUACCUGACACCCCUAACACACUUUGCAGAGGUGUUUCCUGAGAAAAAUAUGCAGAAGGGACCAUGAAUCCAACCCCUAGAGGAGGAGAGAGAUCAAGAAGGAUAUUGAAAAGAAAACAAGGAAUAGUGGCUAAAUUCUGAUGUUCGGGAUCUUGGUGUUGCCUUCAACAGUCAAACCUGUAGCUCAGCUGGUGAGUGAAGUCCUUGUUUGUCUAACGGAGUUUAGUUGUGAGUUGGGGUUCUCAAUAGUUAACCGGAAGCAAUUGAUGUCAUAGAACUCACCAUAUACAAAUGUCCAUGGCAUUGGCAUUGGCCACCGUUGGUUGUGCACAUUGUGCCAACCACUACCCUCUUAUAUCCACCUGUGUACCCUAGUAUUUACCUCCUCACUCACCGUUACGCCGCUGGUGUUUAGGGCAACAAUGAAGGUCCCCCCUUUUCUGGUAGUUUUCAGGGCUUCCUUCAUCAUGACAAUAGCUUGGUCUUCACUACUGUCAGUCAUGCAAGUCCCUGACUCAGAAAUAUUGUCCCACACAGAUGCUGAAGGAUUUUUCAUUGCUGUUUCCGUAACUGUUUUGUUUGGCUCUGAAUCCCUCCCAUGAGCUUCUCCUGUACAAUGUCGACCACCUUCUUCCUUAUAUCUUUGAUGUCCAUGCUAACUUUGCUUGGUGCCAUCCCUUCUCCCUUCCUUCCCUCCCUCUCCCUCCUUCCUCUCUCAUUUGUUCUCCUGCCCCCUUAAGUCCUCUUUUCAUUUCUUUCUGUUAUAACUUCUCCCUACCCAUAUCAAACUGUACUUUCCCGUUUUCUCUCUAAUUGUCUUCCUUUGCAAAUCAUCUUCAUCCUCCCACCUGAGACCACAUCUUCUUCAUUCCCCUACUCUCUGCUCUCUCAUCAUUCCCUCCUUCCAACUCCCCCCCCAUUUACUCCAGAACACCUAUAUCCAUAUCCCACCCUUUCCUCAUCUCUCCCCUCACUUGAUCUCUGCAAGCCACGCAUCAACUCUCCCCCUCCCUCCUCACCUACACCUCCUACCAUCUCCCCUCCUCUUACUCAUUCCCUCCUAACAACUCUUCACAAAUUUCACACCAUCCAUUUCCCCCUUCAACAUUUCACUCCAAUCACCUCAACAUCCCUCCCUCGCUCUUCCCUUUCAUCCCCUCUGCCUCUCCCCGCACCUUAUGGUCUUCGGCCUCCUUUGAUGCCCAUCUGCCUUAUUCUCUCUCGAUCUCACUCUUUACCCAAACACUAGUCCUGGGAACCCUUUUUUGCUUCCUUCUCACCUCUAUCUGCCUCUCUCUUUCUAACCUGCACCUCCCUUAUUCAUCUUUCAUUCUCUCUUUUUAUUACUAAUUUAUCUUCUCUGUCAACAUUGAACAGCACCUUUUGGCCCACAAUGUUGCACCAAACCAUCUAAAAAGUAAAUUUUAAACAACCCAAAAACUAAUCCCACCUAUGUCCAUAUCCCUACAGCUUCCUCAUAUUCAUGUGCCUAUUUAAACAUCAUUUUUGACUCUACCACCAUUCCAGGCAUCCACCACUCUGAGUAAAAAUCUUACCCUUCACAUCCCCUUUGAACCUAUUUCAUUCACUUUCAGUGCAUACCCUCUUAUAUUAGACAUUUCUUAUUUUUUGCCCCUUACAUCCCUGGUGUUUAGGGCAGCAAUGAAAGUCCUCCAUCUCUGGUGGUGUUCAAGGCACCCUUCGUCGUGUAAGUAACUUUCUCUCGGUUUUCACUACUGUCAGUCCUGCAAGUCCCGGGUGGAGACACAGGAAUACCGUCACACUCAGAUGUAGAAGGAUUCUUUGUUGCUGUUUCCAUAACAGUUUUGUUUUACUAGUCAGGGUUGUUAGCCCGAACCUGGAGGACCGGUGGACCACUCUUGGUCUGGCCUCUGCCUUUUGACCCGGUUAGCAUGGGUGACCCUUCUAACAGGCACAAAGCCCUGACUCCAGCCAACAUAGCUCUCCAGGUCAUUGAGGCAUGGAAGCCUGCAACCCCUAUGACAAGGUUAUGGUCCUCUUGGAGGAUUAGAUGUUUCUACCCUGGGAAAAAGAUACUAUCCAUUCAUUUUGGUCCUCUGCCAUUCUACACCCCCAACCUCCCCUGUUGCUCUCUGUGUCUUAUUUUUCUCCCCCCCCCCUCACCCGCUGGGUGACUCUCUCCACCCUACUAUAUACCUCCUUUGCAUUUUCCCAUUCUACUUGUUCAUUCAAUGCUCUACAUCCAUUCCUUUGUCUGGUUUCUUACCUUUAGCUCGAGCUUUUAGGUUCUGUACAUCCCUCUCUCCCUUGUCCUGACUCCUCUCUUCCACCAUCUCCUGCAGCCCCUGAAGUCCGGCUGUUUUUCUCUGCCAUACCAUUAAGAUGGAAAGAUGGCAAAGGAGGUUCUGGGACUUGAGGGACUGAGUUACGGAGAGAAGUUGAGAAGGUUGGGACUUUUUACGUUGGGGCGUAGGAGGAGGGGUGACUCCACAGAGAUGUACAAAAUAGAUAGGAGAGAGUCACACUCUUACGGGGACUCGAGGGACUGAGCUACGGAGAGAAGUUGAGAAGGUUGGGACUUUUUACGUUGGGGCGCAGGAGGAGGGAUGACCGUACAGAGCUAUGUAAAAUUCCAAAGAGCAUAGAUAGGGUCAGUGUGCACUGACCCUAUCUAAGAGGCACUGGGUGAAAUCGAGAGCUGGACAGCACUGGUUUGAGUGAUUUCAAAGGAUCCCGAGGGGAAACCUCUUCUCCCAAAGGGUGCUCAGUGUCUGGGACGUGUUACCAAAGAAAGCCACCUGGGCAUGCAAGCCUCCAAACCCUAUGUUACACUAACAAUAGUUAGUACAUUAACAACAGUUUGAAAGUACUUGAGCAGGUACACGGAUAGGAAAUGUUUAGUGCAGGCAUUCCCAUCCUGGGGUGCACAGACCCCUUGCUUAAUGGCAUUGGCCCAUGGCAUAAGAAAAGUUUGGGAACCCCUGCUUUAGAGGGAUGUGGGCCAAAAGCAGGUAAAUGAGACUCGCUUAGAUGGGUUUCUUGUUCAGCACUGACCAGUUGGGCCGAAGGGCCUGGAUCUGUGUCCGCAGCUCACUAUCCCUUCGACGCAUUCCUCAUAUUUGAAACUCUAAUGUUCUCCCUGUCUCUGUCAUCCCUGUCUCACAACUUCUUGCUUACUUCCAUCCUGAUUCAUCAGUUCACUGUGUAUUGUCGCGUACUUGCAGUGCAAAGUCAUAUUGCAGCAAGAUGCCGUGGAGUCCACCAACCACCAUGUCUGGAUAUUUGCAGACUGGUGCCAAGGGAUAUCCCUGCCGAUGCCCUUGGGUAUCCUUGAUGUGAUUGGUUAUCCUUAGUGUGAUGUCUUGGGAUAUAUUUAUAUUUGGAUAUCAUCUGUGUGAUGUCACAGAUGAUCCUUUGAUGCUAUUGGUUAUGCUUAGUGCAUUGUAAUCUGAAAUUAGCUGGCAGUCAAAAUGGCACCUUAUCAUUUUCAACCACUAAGGCAUUUUGUGAAUGAAAAAUUUACCUCUGACUGUCUCCAAUGUACUAAAAGUUCUAAUGUACUUUAUAGAUUUUUGACUUUAUCAGUAGCAGAAUGCUCAAAUGCACAUACAGUACUGUGGAAAAGUCUGAGACAUGCUAGGUUCUGUACAUGGUUUCAGAAGGUGAUCUCGACAUCAUCGAGGCCGUCUAGGAUUACCUGGAGAGACAGAAGUGAGACAGGCAAAGUCUGCAGAACUGUGGCAAGUUCUCCAAGAUGCCUGGAACAACAUACCAGUUGAUUUUCUUAUAAAACUGCACAACAGGGUACCUAAGAGAAUUGAUACUAUUUUAAAGGGUGCCGGUGUGUGGCCAAGUGGAUAAGGCUUUGGUCUAGUGAUCUGAAGGUCGCUAGUUCGAGCCUCGGCUAAGGCAGCGUGUUGUGUCCUUGAGCAAGGCACUUAACCACACAUUGCUCUGCGAUGACACCGGUGCCAAACUGCAUCAGCCCUUGCCCUUCCCUUGGACAACGUCAGUGGCGUGGAGACGGGAGACUUGCAGCAUGGGCAACUGCCGGUCUCCCAUAAAACCCUGCCCAGGCCAAUGCCCUGGAAACCUUCCAAGGUGCAAAUCCAUGGUCUCUCAAGACUAACGGAUGCCUAAAAAAAAGGCAAAGGGUGGUCACUCUGGGUAUUGAUUUGAUUGAGCUCUUUGUUGUUUACUGCUCUUUAUGGUAAAUUUUUCGAUGUUUCAAGACUUUUCAUUGUUUUUGAAAGCAUCUUCGCUUUCCAGAUUUUUUUUUUACAAUGGCCUUAGACUUUUGCACAGUACUAGAGAAAGUUAUAUUCCCAGACCCCUCUGCCUGGAAUGCAUCAUCGACUGGUGGGGUGAGAGAGGGAGGGAGGGAGGGUGGGACAGGACAGUGCACCAAUCUGCAGCUCCAGGGGGUGGAAGUUCAACCCAGACCCCCCCCCCCAAGGCAAUAAUGGCGCCGUGAUCGGAGGCAGCGCCAUCAUUUGCAGCUCGAAGGAGGUACGGGCCUGUGAUCUGCGCGCUGGACGGUGCGGGGAAAGGGGCACGAUGCAACACAAGCCAGGAGCAGCCCGGCCAAACACCGUGGGUAACAAUGUACAGAACGCGUCUCACACGUGUCCCGGGACUGGAACGGUGAACUAGGGAACACGUUAUUACUUAACCCGUGGGGAUCCCUGUGAUGGGGGCAGGAGGUGUGGCAAGAAAACACUAUAUAAGAUAAUAAUUAUAUGUAUGGAGAAAGAGGUAUCUGGAUUUUGUAUAUAUGAUUCGCAUUUAUCUGAAAUUUGCAUAUAAUUGUACUGAUUCAACCUUGCACUAUGUCAGUCCAGUACCUUCAAGAAUCUGAAGGGCGUCUCAUGUAUUGAAGGUGUUCAACCGAUGUUUUUACGAUGAACCUUUUGUGGGUUGCAAUAUAAUUUUAUUGUCCCAUACCUGCUGCUUUGUACACUCUGUAUCGUAAAGCCUAUCUUGUGUCUGGAGGAGGACCCCGGUGGGGUUGGGGGGGGGAUGACUUCGGGCACCUCUGCCGACCCCCUGCUUCGUUGAGCAGGUUUGACCAAGAGGCGCGUCCCUGACACUGUGUUACGAGUCCAUUUUUAAAAAAAAACAAAAAGCGUUAUUUAAAAAUGUGAGUGAGGAAGAUGAUGGGUUUGUGGCAAAUGAAGAAAAUUGUAUUUAAAAAAAGUUUUUAUAAUAAAACACAU